GUUCCAGAUUCACCACCCUUAAGGAAGUACAGAUAAUAUUGAUCUUGUUCCCGAAAUUGCAGAUUAGUGUUUCUGAAGAGCGUUAUUUUCCUUUGAAUUGUCCACAAGUCAAAGUUAACUUAUGACCAAAGAAACAGAAAAUACAGAACUGAAAUAGUGGUAAGAACCUAAGUUCUUAAGAGUCUAGAGUAUUAAGGAAUAUUUGCAAACCAGGAGCUUUUCAAUUAAAGACUUUAUUCCUUUUGAGUUCUCUAUCAAUAAGACAUCUAGUUGGGUUUCUUUCAAUCUUGGUGAAUUCACUUACACACUGAUGAGUUUUAAAUUGAGAACACGUAUUCAAAAAGAAAAAAAGGUAAAUUGCAAUGAAUGAACACAUAAUACGCCUUAAACACAACUUUGAAACUCUGACAUUGCACUUUUCUAUAAACUAUUUUGUUCAAAAGAUCAAAAGAUGCUAGAAUCACCUACAGCCUCUUUGGGGCGAAAACUGGAGGUGUACAGCCUUUCUCUUCUCUCCCUUUCUAUUUUGCAGGACAUCCAGAAGGUCGCAAGUUACAUACGCCGUCACUUAUCCCCACCCAAGGCUUCAGUUCCAGUUAAUACAAUUCUUCAAAAGAGGUGGAGGGCAUGCGGGUUGGGCUACCCGGGUCCUCCGGGCACAGUGGAGUCGGUCCGCUAACUGGUGGGUCCAGGCGCCUAAAAACGAACAGCCGCCAGCACCACCUCGCGGGGCCGCCUGGAAGCCCCACCUCGCACCUCCGCGACCCUCUCCACCGCAAGCGCGCGCCAGGAGCCCGGGCUCGGGGAGGAGUAACACCGGAUUCCGUCACCGCCGCUACUCGCCACCGGUGCCACGCACACAACUCAGGCAGAACGGGAAAGGCCCCGGCGUCCACUCCAGCGGCCACUAGGCCCGAAGCGGCGCCCGCAGAUCGCGGGGGGCGAGGAGUACACACCCGCCACCUGCAAAAGUCCUCGGCACCGCACACACUUCUCCAGCCAACCUCGGAAAACCGACACCGGGCCUCGCCCUCCACCUCUUCGUUGAACGCGCUUUCGGAAGUCACACGACAGAGCGCAUGCGCACCUCUGCUUGCCAGGUCUCUAGCCACUGGCAAGAGAAGCGGCAACUCCGGAUUUGAAGACAGACAUCCGGAAGUCGCUGCGAGUACGCACUCCACUCUGCACCGACCGAAACUCGACCCCGGCAAGAGAGGUUCCGGGGCUGGCUGCGGCCAGAGGCGGCGAAAUGGAGACCAGAGUCGAGGACUCGGGAAUGAACGGCCGCCCGACGCUGGCCUCUUCCUGGGAUACCGCGAACGGGGACCUGUCCCGGAGCCUCCUCCUCACCCGGGCUGGCGUCGGCCCCCAGGACUUCGACUGGGAGGAGCUGCUGGCGCCGCCGGCUUCGGGCCAGCCUCUGGUGAGCCUGAGCGCCGGGCCGGGCCCCCGGGGCAGGACGCCCUGCUUCCUCGACCUGCGGUGCGACCCCGGGGCCGGGGAAGACAUCCUGGCGGUGGGCGUCCUGAGCUCGGCGAGGAACAUGGAGGUGUACGUGGGAGAGGAGUACUGUGGCACCGGCCGGGGCCAGGGCGCCCGCACCGUCCCGGAGGGCAGAGAACAGGAAAAUGUUAUUUUCUACAAAAAACAUCUAAAAUUGGAAACUUCCACAUAUGCUUGUAAAAUAAAGUUGCUGUCCUUUGGUGAAAAACAGUGUGUGUUCCUCAGUAAGGUUGUGGUACACAUGAAACCAGUUUCAGGAAAUUCUUCACCAAGCUCUCCUGCUCUAGGAUCAAGGAUAGACCUUGACAAGGUCCAAACCAUAAUGGAGUCCAUGGGGUCAAAGUUAUCACCUGGAGCUCAGCAGCUAAUGAACAUGGUUAGGUUUCAACAGCAGGUAAGUAGCAAUGUUUUUCUUUCCACAUAGCAGUAAAAAAAAUCAUUUCAAAAUGAUGGCCUUUGAUGAGGAAAUGCAGUAUUUUUUUUUUUUUUAAGUGUUUUUCUGUGAUACUAGGGAUUGAACCCAGGGACUUGGGCAUACUAGGCAAGCACUCUAGUGCUGGACUACCUCCCCGGCUCUUAUUAUAUUUUAGAUGGGGUUUUGCUUAGUUGUUUAGGCUGUACUUGAACUUGCAAUCUUUCUGUCUCAGCCUCCAAAAUAGCUGGGAUUACAGGUGUGUACCACUACACCCAGCUAAGUUUUUAAUUUUUAUUAUUGAUUUAACUGUCAUCUGUUCAUAGUUUGCAAAAGGCAUAUUUUGUAGACUUACCCUCAUAUAAAAAGUUUUGACUGGACAGCUUCACAAUUUUUCAUUAAUUCAUUCACCCAUCAUUCAGCAAGUAGCAACUUUGAUGAAUUAUGGGCUGAUUUGAGCACUUUCUAGGAUGCAAAAAUGAUCAAUUGGUGUAUAGCCUGUUUUUAAGGAUUUUUGCAGGCUAGAUCAUAUGAGUGGUCUCAUACAGAAAUAAAUUUUCUCUGAUGACUGAGUAAAGCUCCUUUGAGCUAAAAGAUUGUUGCCUAAUGUUAAAAUAUUAGAAAUAUAACCCAUCUUAUUCCAGGAAUAUUUUAAGACUUAUUCAAAACUUGGACUAGAACAAGAAAAAAUGACAAUAGGCCAGCAUUUCUCUAUGUAGAGCCUUUUCCAAAGUGCAUUUCUGUAAAAUAUGUUGGAUGGGUACUUGCUAUCACAGGUGCCUCUGCCUCCACUUCCCUGGCCCUCAUUAUCCCCUUUCCUGCCUUAUUUUUUCCCUGAAGUAUCUAUCACCACCUACAUCCCAUGAUGUUUAUUUCCUCCUCCUCUCUCCUCAUCCCUCACGUCUUUCCCUCCGUCCUUUCAGGCAGUCUCUCCCUACUAUCUUAAGACUCCCAAGAGGUCAGAGAUUUUAAUUUGUUUGAUUCACUGCCAUAUUUCUCAUACCUCAAGUGGAGCCUAACACAUAAAUUUCUGGUAAACAUUUUUUGAAUAAAUGAAUGUAGAUCUAACUUGAUCUCAGAAUAAUUUUUACACUAUCUAGAUGAGUGUAUGAACUGAACUUCUUUAGCUAAUCUUGAUAAUUACUUUUCAGCCCAUCUUUCAAAAACUGAAUAGUAGUAAGUGUGGGAUGAUAAACCCUGAUAAAAACCUGUAGUAGGCUUCUACGUUUUGAAUUUAAGAGCUCCAUAUGCCUUCACACAAACAAUUCAGUUAGAGGUCAUUUGGUUUUGCUUUAGUGGAAAAAUUGAAAACCUGAAGAAGAAGAUAGCAUACUUUCUCUUCAACAUAAAAUCUCAAGAAACAAAGGAAAGAAUAACACACAAGCAAUUUAAUCAUGGUACCAAUAUGGAAUUUUGGUUUUUUUUUUUAUUUUGGUGUAGGGAUUGAACCCAGGACCUCACACUCUUCAGGCAAGUGUUCUACCACUGAGCCACAUCGCUAGGUCUUUAAUUCUUAUUAAGGUGGAAAUUCUUAAACACAGACAAGUGGUAGCUCAUUUUAGUUAUUGAAAAUGUCACAGUGCUAAGUGGAAUAACCCAAUCCCAAAAAACCAAAGGCCAAAUGUUUUCUCUGAUAAGUGGAUGCUGAUCCAUAAUGGGGGGUGGGAGAGGGCAUAUGAAAAAUGGAGGAACUUUGGAUUGGGCACAGGGGAGGGAGGAGAGAGGAAGGGGCCUGGAGGGUAGGAAAGACUAUGGAAUGAGGUGGACAUCAUUACCCUAAGCGCAUGUACAUAUGGUGCUGCAC
This is a messenger RNA of Ictidomys tridecemlineatus (thirteen-lined ground squirrel), 3719 nucleotides long. NCBI's taxonomy places the organism in Eukaryota, Metazoa, Chordata, Mammalia, Rodentia, Sciuridae. The record is from RefSeq and is a predicted model, not a curated record.